This is a messenger RNA of Aedes albopictus (Asian tiger mosquito), 4006 nucleotides long. Its product is annotated as zinc finger protein 845-like. Gene Ontology annotation, cellular component: nucleus. The record is from RefSeq and is a predicted model, not a curated record. Lineage: Eukaryota; Metazoa; Arthropoda; Insecta; Diptera; Culicidae. Gene Ontology annotation, molecular function: zinc ion binding. Bases 258 to 3950 code for a protein of 1230 amino acids. The transcript is spliced from 6 exons.
AGAUUUAGUUAUCUGUUGCGUGCAGCAUAGUUGUCCCAUGUUCUAUGAGAUUUCCUAUUAACAUGGAACAACUAUGCUGCACACGGCUGUUAUUUAGCAAGAAUCGACACAAAUUAUUACUGAAUUCUGGGUUGUUGAAUUCUCGGUAAUUGGUUUACUUAGGUCGGCAGCUUAAUUUAAACACGAAAAAGCUGAACUCAAUAUUGGGAGAUUCCAGAAGUGAUCAACGAUCUGAUUCCUACUAGUUAAGACGAGGCAUGAAUUCUAACAGUGCAAACAUGAGCAUCUGUCGCACGUGUGCCGACCAGGACAGUGUCCAUCUGGUCCCGAUUUUCUCCAAACUUGAUGGAAAAUUCAUCGCAAAUGUUAUCGUAAACUGCAGUGAUAUUACGAUCAAUGAAGACGACGGACUUCCGUCGUACGUUUGUGCAGCCUGCAUGGUCAAAGUUGAGCAAAUUCUCUCCUUCGCUCGGCAAGUCCGUGAGUCAGAUCGGAAGCUGCGGCUACAAUUCAAGCCGGAAACAUCAAAAGAGGGGACGGAAAAUGAGCACUUCAUUAUAAUUCCUAUGGAAGUUGAGGUGAAGCUGGAAGUCGAAGAUGAAUUGAAUGUAGAUCAAGGCGGAAAUGAAACAAACAGUUUGGAAGAUAAGCAAGAUUCGGAUGAGUUUGAUGACGAUGCGGACAGUGAUUGGAAGGGCGAUGGCAAGUCAUCAGGUGAAGAACUUGAGGAAGAAGAGGUAACACAACCAACACGACGCACCAGACGGAGGACAGUCGCCGCUGCAAGCCUAGAUUCAGAACAAGAAGUAAAGCCGAAGAGGACUAAACAACGAACUAGAAGGAAAACUCGCGACGAAGAGAAGUCGACUGACCUCGAAGGAAAACCGAAGCAAAAAAGAGAUCGGAAAUUACUUAGAGUUAGCAAAGCAAAUGAUGGAGAUGACGAUGAUGGCAGUUCCGAUUUGAAUGAAGUCGAACAUUCCGCUAUAAGCUUAGAUGCCGAAGAAGAGAAGUCGAAGAGCAUUAGACAACGAACUCGAAUGAAAACUAGCGACGAAGAGAAGUCAACUGACAUCGAAGAAGAUCCAUCAGAACCGAAGCAAAAGAGUGGUCGGAAGUCGCUCAAAGUUCACGAAGAAGAUGAUGGGGAUGACGAUGGCAACUCCGAUCUGGAUGAAGUCGAACGGGAAAUGUUCACUCUAGUUCAUCCUGAAGAAGGUAGAGUGUUUUGCUGUCUGUGCUUCAAAGACUUUGCGUCUCGAGCUGAUCUGUUAGACCACGGAAUGAAGAAACACUCGAAUAAAGUUCGGAAAGUUAACUACUCCAAGAAGUUCGUUUGUGAUGUUUGUUACUGUAGGUACAUGACAAAAGAUUCCUUAGACGAACACUACUCUAUGUCGGCUAUGCUACACACGAAGAAGAUCUACGAAUGCUCGCGUUGCAAGCAUCGAUUUGCGACGGUGAAGAGAAGGCGUUCACACGCCCACAACCAUCCCAAGUAUCAAGGAGCGUUGGAUCCAGACAUUGAAGAACCGAAAGAGCGACCUGUAACGUGUUGUAUGAAGACUUGCAGUAAGACGUACCCAACGACAGAGGAACUGCUGGAACAUGGCCAGAACCAACACAUACGCAACAAAGCGCUGGUUACUAGCCCUUCGAAGCCCCACGAAUGUCCGGUGUGUUUCAAAACGUUUGAGAGAUCGGAGUCCUUGAAACGGCAUCGCAACCGGAUUUUCAUGACGUGCGUUCAGUGUUCGAUGUGUGGCAAGCAGUUCAAGAAUAGAAAUGCCUUGUACAACCACGAGCGGUUUCACAGUAACGAUAAGACAAAUGCGUGUGAAAUUUGUGGCAAACGGUUCAAGAUGAUUACCCAGCUGAGGAACCAUUACGCGGUGCACCAGGACGAGAAACCGUUUGUUUGCAAAGAGUGCGGAUUCAGUACCAAGCGGAGCAGUACCCUCAAGCACCAUAUGCUGCAGCAUACGGACGUGCACCCGUGGAAGUGCGAAGUGUGCGGGAAGUGUUUUAAGAUCAAUGAAGAUGAUGGUUUACCAUCGUACGUUUGCACAAAUUGUACGACCACGGUCAAGCAGAUUCUUUCCUUUGCCAAUUUAGUCCGUGAAGCAGAUCGAAAACUUCGGCUACUCUUCAAACCGGAGGAAAUUUUGGUGGAAAAUGUAAACAAAGUGGGAACGAACCAUGAGGAAAGUAAUUUUGUCCCGGUUCCUCUGGACGUAGAUGUCAAGCUAGAAGUCGAAGAUGAUGAUGAGCUGGAGCGGAAAUUGCAUACGAAGGAAACCAAUGCGCUUGGAAGCGAACAAGAGUCCGAUGAUUUUGAAGAUGAUAACGACAGCGAUUGGAAGGGCGAUGAUAAGUAUUCGGAUGAAGAAUUUCACGAAAAGUUGGUGAAAACAGCACAUCGAGGCAGACGGAAAACAGUUGUGGAAUCUGAUGAUGAAAAACCGAAGAGGACGAGACGAAGUACCAGACAGAAAGUUUACGACGAAGUAACUGAAGACAUCAACGAUGAGAAAUCAUUACACCUCAAACGAGGAAAGAGACGAAAGUCACUGAAAGAUAGCGACGUAGAUGAAGAAAACGAAGGACUCAACUCCGACUUAGAUGAAGUUGAAAGAGAAGUUUACACUCUCGUACAAGCUGAACCCGGCAGACACUUUUGUUGUCUGUGCUAUAAGGAUUUCUCAUGCCGAAGUGAAUUGGUGGAACACGGUAAUCAGAAGCAUUCAAAGAAAACUCGAAAGGUUAACUUGUCGAAAAAAUUUGCUUGCGAUGUUUGUUACUGCAGGUAUGUAACAAAAGAAGCUUUGCAAGAGCACAAAGCUAUCUCAGAUAAACUGCACACGAAGAAAAUCUACGAGUGUUCACGGUGUUCGAACCGGUUUGCGACAGUCAAAAGAAGACGAAUGCAUGCUCACAAUCAUCCCAAGUACAAUGAAGCUCCGGAUCCGGAUCUGGAAGAGCAGAAAGAACGGCCAGUAACGUGUUGCAUGAAGACCUGUAACAAGAUGUUUCCCACGAAAGAGGACCUAUUGGAGCACAGCAAGGAACACUUGAGUAACAAAGCGACGGUGAAGAAUCCGGCAAGGCCGCACGAGUGCCCCGUUUGCUUUAAGACGUUCGAGAAGCUGCAGUCGUUGAAGCGUCAUCGGUACCGGAUUUUCAUGUCGUCGAUGCAGUGUUCGAUCUGCGGCAAACAGUUCAAGAAUCGGAAUGCCUUGUACACUCACGAGCGCAAGCACAGCGGAGAUAAAGCACAUGCGUGUGAGAUCUGUGGCAAGCGGUUCAUGCUGGCCACUCAGCUCAAGAAUCACUAUGCGGUGCAUAACGAUGAGAAACCUUUUGUUUGUAAGGAAUGUGGUUGGAGUUUCAAGAGAAGUUGCAAUCUGAAGCAUCAUAUGCUGCAGCAUACGGAUACGCUGCCAUGGAAGUGCGAGGUUUGCGGGAAGUGUUUUAAGGGUAAAUACCAUCUUCAGUAUCAUAUGCGAAUUCAUACGGGACACAAGCCUUGGAAAUGCCGUUACUGUGAGAAAUCGUUCGCCGAUCAUGCCAACAGAGCAAGGCAUGAAACAUCACAUACUGGUAUAAAACCCUACAAAUGCACAUACUGUGACAAGACCUUCAUCCGACGGAGGUUUCAAAUCGAGCAUGAAAGCACGCAUACAGGAAUCAAACCGUACCGCUGCGAGCGAUGUAAUCUCACUUUCGGUCAAAAAUCGGCUCUCAAGAAGCAUCUGGACAUACAUCCGCUUGCGCCGGAGAAUCAACUAUCGCUGGCACAACCUUCGCCGAUGCCAUCCACAGUGGUUGACGAUUCGCCAGAGCCGUCUCCGCAAUCUCCCGCUUCGACGACAGCCAUUCCGAGCUCUUCCAGUAUGGGGCCACCUCCGGCUCCGUCUGGCGGAGUACAACCUUUCCAACAACAGUUGUAGGUAGGUACAUUUUGAUGACGUUCAUUGAAUGAAUACAAGACAAUGUAAAACUAAAA